UUCGCUUAUAACACUCUUACUCCCUUCUACAUCGGCCUUGAAACAAAGCAAGUCGUUAAGUUCGAGAUUAAGUCCUUUCUUUUGGCUAAUUUCAUAAAUUAGUUAGUAAACUUACAGAUUAAAUUAAUAAAGCCAUGGACACCAACCCACCUACAUACGCCGACUCGGAUUCGCCCCUGAGAUCCUUCGUUCAGCCCAGGGGAAAUUUGUUACCAAGAUCACCAUAUCUAAACGUAGACACACACUUCGAUACGAAACCAGAAUUUAUCCUACCAGAAGGUGCUUCAAAGCAAAGAGGGAGAUUUGAAUUGGCCUUCGGUCAGAUCGGAGCGUGUUGUAUGCUCGGAGCUGCCUUCGGCGGCACUGGCGGUUUCGUCAACGGCCUCAAACAAACAACCCUAGCUGGACAAACUGGAAAACUUAGACGGACACAAGUUUUAAAUCACGUAAUGAAAGGUGGAGCAGCAAAGGCAAAUACUCUCGGUGUUUUGGCCGUUAUGUACAGCGGCUUUGGUGUUAUUUUAUCUUAUGCUAGGGGGACUGAUGAUGAACUUAAUACUUUAGCUGCCGGAACCGCUACUGGUCUUCUAUACAAAUCAACAAGUGGAUUAAAAAAAUGUGGGAUCGGAGGAGCCAUUGGUCUCAGUCUGGCCACACUCUGGUGCCUUGUGACUUCAAGGGAUAGAUUUCAGAGCAUGAUGGUAAGCUCGUACACUCCUGCUUGAGGAACUUGGUUUGUCUUACUUGAGAAAACGCACUCAUUAAAUUUGAUUAUCCCUGCUGUGUGAUUUCAUUGUUUAGUCAUAUAGAAAUAAUUUAUUAAGAUGACAAAUUUUGUAAAAUAAAAGCCUGUUAUAGAUGAUCAGUUUUUCUGUAUAUACGAAUUUUGUUAUGAAAUAGAGAAUAAAUGGAAUUUUAUUCUACAA
Cimex lectularius (bed bug) is the source of this 926-nucleotide messenger RNA. RefSeq names its product mitochondrial import inner membrane translocase subunit Tim23-like. The record is from RefSeq and is a predicted model, not a curated record. NCBI's taxonomy places the organism in Eukaryota, Metazoa, Arthropoda, Insecta, Hemiptera, Cimicidae. The transcript is spliced from 5 exons. Gene Ontology annotation, molecular function: transmembrane protein transporter activity. Gene Ontology annotation, biological process: protein import into mitochondrial matrix. Bases 135 to 725 code for a protein of 196 amino acids. Gene Ontology annotation, cellular component: TIM23 mitochondrial import inner membrane translocase complex; mitochondrial inner membrane.